Perca flavescens (yellow perch) is the source of this 742-nucleotide messenger RNA. Its product is annotated as receptor-interacting serine/threonine-protein kinase 3-like. The coding region runs from base 24 to 650 and encodes 208 amino acids. Gene Ontology annotation, molecular function: ATP binding; JUN kinase kinase kinase activity. The record is from RefSeq and is a predicted model, not a curated record. The transcript is spliced from 6 exons. Gene Ontology annotation, biological process: protein phosphorylation. Lineage: Eukaryota; Metazoa; Chordata; Actinopteri; Perciformes; Percidae.
CCUGAAGCGAUCAGCAGUGAACUAUGGCACAGUUUGUUGAAGACUCCAGCCUGGGGGACUGGGAGGUGAUUGGCUCUGGUGGUUUUGGACAAAUCUACAAAGCCAGGCAUCAUCAGUGGGGCGCUGACGUGGCCAUUAAACUGCUUCUUCAGGGUGAGGGGACUGAGAAGUCUUUGCUGCGUGAGAUCACGAUGAUGCGUCAAGCCACCAGCCCGUAUGUUAUGGCCAUCCAAGGGGUCUUCAAGGGUCAAACACCCUCCUCUGGCAGGUCAACACAGCUUGGUGUGGUCAUGGAGCUCAUGGAGAGAGGAUCAUUGGCGUCACUACAGGAAGCAUUGAGGGGAAUUCCACCCUGGCCGCUGGUCUUCAGACUGGCUCACCAAGUGGCUCUGGGUAUAAACUUCCUCCACAGUCUGCCCCGUCCCGUUCUCCACCAGGACCUGAAGCCCCAAAACGUGCUGCUGGACAAUUCUCUUAAUGCCAAGCUUACAGAUUUUGGCCUUUCCAGGAUUUCCUCCAGUGUCACACUAUCCAAGGACAGUGAACCACUAGGAGGGACGAUUAACUACAUGCCACCAGAGGCUUUUGGAAGCACAUCAUAUGAAGCUACCAGAGCCUUUACUCCAUGUCUAGCACAGGUUCAGUCUUGACAGGAAGUCAAAUAAGCUUUGGCAUAGUCCUUUUAACAGAUGAGGGAAUUGUUUUCAGAGAAGAAGAGUAAAGUGAGUUUUGGGAUACUGCU